GCAGAGAAAUCUGGGCUAAGGAACCAUCUAGAAGCAGACCAUGGGGAUUCGAUUUUGUGUUAAUGGAAACAUAAUAUUGAUUGAUGUUGAGGAAGUCGAAGAAAUAACCUACUGGUAUAUUCAACAGAGAAGAAAAAAGAGAGAAUCAAUCAGAAGAGAGGCAGCAGCCAUAAAGAUCCAGGCCUGGUGGCGUGGCACCCUGGUGCGCCGCACGCUGCUGCACAUGGCUCUCAGGGCCUGCAUCAUCCAGCGCUGGUGGAAGAUGACCCUGCUGAGAAUGCUGGAGAAGAAGCGGCGAGCUGCGCUGCAGGCCUACGCACAGAGGGAGAGGGCAGUGACCAAGCUCCAGUCCUUGGUGCGCAUGUGGCGCGUCCACUGGCGAUACUGCCAGGUGCUCAAUGCUAUCUACGUCAUCCAGUGCCACUGGCAGUGCCAUAACUGCCAGACAUGUGCACAACUCCAGUGCCACUGUGUGGUCACCACCACCCACCUGCAGUUCCACAUCGAGAUCAUCAACUCCUAAGGGUGUUGAUGAGCCAACAGUCUCCUGUCCACAAUAAACUGCUACUCAGAU
Molecule: messenger RNA, 574 nt
Organism: Ochotona curzoniae (black-lipped pika)
Lineage: Eukaryota; Metazoa; Chordata; Mammalia; Lagomorpha; Ochotonidae
Product: IQ domain-containing protein F2-like
Exons: 3
Coding region: 41-523 (160 amino acids)
Molecular function (GO): calmodulin binding
Source: RefSeq, a predicted model, not a curated record